AUGGCUUUGUUGUGUCAGGUCAUAGGUGUGGAGGUGGAUGAGGAAAAGAUCAAAGUUGUUCGUGAGUGGCCACCUCUGCAAAAUGUGAGCCAAGUGCAGAGCUUUCUUGGCCUUGCUGGUUUCUACCGUCGGUUUGUGAAGGACUUCAGCACCAUUGCUGCCCUGAUCAAUGAGUUACUAAAGAAAGAAGUGUCUUUUCAAUGGGGUGGCACACAAGAGGAGGCAUUUGAGGAGCUAAAAGCUAAGUUGACAGCAGCACCACUAUUUGCACUACCAGAUUUCAGUAAGAUUCCAAAUGUGGAAGCUCAUGCAGGUGGACUUAUGGGUCAUUUUGGUGCCAAGAAGACUGAGAAUAUGUUGGCUAACCAUUUCUUUUGGCCAAAGAUGAGGCACGAUGUUGAGAGAUAUGUGCAGUGA
This is a messenger RNA of Phragmites australis (common reed), 417 nucleotides long. RefSeq lists its product as uncharacterized. Lineage: Eukaryota; Viridiplantae; Streptophyta; Magnoliopsida; Poales; Poaceae. Bases 1 to 417 code for a protein of 138 amino acids. The record is from RefSeq and is a predicted model, not a curated record. The transcript has 3 exons.